GAAUCAAUUAUCAACACGAUUUCAGAACCCGCUGUAUCGCCAGCAUGGUAGCCGUUUUCUCUCUGUUCUGCCUGAGAAAUAGUCUUUGAAAUAGACAUUUCGCAGCCGCCUAGUCAUUUCUCGGGUUCAUCGACCGAAAAGUAUUCUCGCGUAUGUCAAAAAUCCGAAUAAGAUCCGAAUUAAGAUUGAUCAAGAUACUUGGGACCGUAGAAGAUUGCCACGCUUUACUGAUUAUAAGAGAUUGCAUAAUGAAACGUUGAGUAAACUCGAUGGUUGUCUUUUGGAGGCGGUAAUCGCUCGAGUUUAAAACCGGGCUGCGUAUCUACUGUGUCAGUGCUGCGUCGGUUUAAAGAAUAUUUCAUUGAAUAUCGACUCGCAAUCUUAAGAAAAUUAAGUGAAACUUACAGUUUGCAAAAACCAAGCUGUUUGUGAAUUCGUAUGAAGUGCGCUUUGUGUCCCAAUUGGAUGAAAGCUAGCGACAUUUAACAAGAUCCCUUUCCCUGAAGGACGAAAUUUGUCUGAAAUAUUGAUUCUCUCGGUUUAAUUAGAUAGACGAGACGACAAAAUGAAUCACUUGCACACGGUUUUGUUCCUGUUUGUCGUUGCGAUGGACAUUGCCGUCGCAGAGUUUUCAGCAGACGACUGCAAGAUGUUAGGGUUCAAUAAAGCCAACGUGCUCUGCUCGACCUGUGAACACUUUGCCAAGCCCGAUCUAGAGAAGAUUUACGCUACAUGCAAGGAGUGUUGUCUAAAGGACAAUGAUUACGACUUGUCGGGAUCGAAACGUUAUCCCAAGGCCGUUCUUGAAGUGUGCACGUGCAAAUUCGGACAAUAUCCGCAAAUACAAGCCUUCAUCAAGAGCGACCGACCGAAAAAGUACAAGAACCUCAGCAUAAAGUAUGUGAGAGGUUUAGAUCCGAUUAUCAAGUUGUACGAUGCGGAAAAUAAGGUUGAAGACGUACUCGACAUACACAAGUGGGAUACAGACUCUGUGGAUGAAUUUCUGUCUACUCAUCUUUCUAAGGAUUAAUAAAAUUAGGAAAUAUAUUGCACUGAUAUAUAGUAGUUUCUAUUGAAUUCUUAAUAAACUAUCCAUUUAAUAUGAA
Vollenhovia emeryi is the source of this 1106-nucleotide messenger RNA. RefSeq names its product 15 kDa selenoprotein. The coding region runs from base 566 to 1030 and encodes 154 amino acids. Gene Ontology annotation, molecular function: oxidoreductase activity. Lineage: Eukaryota; Metazoa; Arthropoda; Insecta; Hymenoptera; Formicidae. The transcript is spliced from 5 exons. The record is from RefSeq and is a predicted model, not a curated record. Gene Ontology annotation, cellular component: endoplasmic reticulum lumen.